AAAAUGCCUCUGCAUCAUGUAUCGACCACAUCCUCUCGCCCGGAUAGCAUGGUGUCGCCGGCCUCUGCUCCACGCCAAUCGUCGCUAUGUCGCUUCACAAACCCCGCAGGCUACCGCUGAAGCCUACAGCCAGUCUCUUCCCCCAGACUGGGAAGAUGAAGCGCCUGCGCUUUCCGACUUCUCGGAGCUCCCUCACAAGGACUUCGGCAAGAACCAGCUCAUAGAAACGAACGAGGAGUUCAAGCGAAGCCUGCGUGGCAUCCUGAAGCAGUUUCCUCCCAUCACGUACGCCUUCGCAUACGGCUCCGGCGUUUUCCCACAGUCCGACGCGACCGCAUCGCGCAUCACGCACUCGCCCCAUCCGAACCCCCCAGAGGCAAUACUGAAAUGGCAGAAAGGAGGCGGCAAGAUGAUCGACUUUGUGUUCACGACGCGCUUCUCCCAGCACUUCCAUUCGCUAAACUUGCGCGAGCACCGAGAUCACUACUCCUUCCUCGGGAGACUGGGCUCCGGCGUAGUGAGCCACGUGCAAGACAGAUACGGCGCAGGAGUCUACUUCAACCCCUACAUCACCAUCAACGGCACCAUGAUCAAAUACGCCGUCGUCAACUUCGAAACGCUCCACCGCGAUCUCACCAACUGGGAUACACUCUACCUUGCUGGCCGUCUCCACAAGCCCGUCAAGAUUCUGUUCGAGGAACCAAACAUCCGCGUCGCAAAUCAACGCAAUCUCCUGUCCGCCGUCCGAUGCUCACUGCUUCUUCUUCCCCAGUCCUUCACAGAAAAAGAGCUCUAUUCCACAAUCACUGGCCUCAGCUACCAGGGUGACCCACGCAUGACGUAUGGUUCCGAGAAUCCUAAGAAGAUCGACAACAUCGUGACCCACCAGAUCCGCAACUUCCGCCUCCUCUAUCAUGACCUGAUCAUGUCGCUGCCCAAUAUCUCAUACACAGAUGAAAAGGCAAUCAGCAAGCCGGACUGGAUGGACGACACCGCACUAGAUCUCAAGCUCAAUCAGGACAUGGAUGUAGAGCGACGGGCUAACAUGGUCAGGCGACUGCCAAAGUCCUUUCGCGAGAAAAUCUACUUCCUUUAUCAGCGCAAAUUCGCCAUUCCAGGCCGCGAGUUCCAGGAUAUGCUAGAGGCCAGCAAGGAUGAAGAUGCUAAGGGAGGUCUGAAAAAGCAGGUAGGUGGAGCAUUCGAUCGGCGUAUAGCUGCAGAGAAGGACCUCCCAGCCAUGGUAACGAAGGCCAUUAACCAGACGGUGUACUGGCCAUCGACCGUCCAAAGUGCCAAGGGCAUUCUAUCUGCGGGACCAAUCCGCGCUUGGCAGUAUUUGCAGGAGAAGAGGGAGAAGGGAAAGAUGAAGUCAUGAUGUCGAACCGCGUGUCGCUCUGGGCAUAUUUUCUUUUGUAUAAAUCAUUGUCACAAUAGCGAAAAGUGACAUUUCCUGCUCAGAAGGGAGUGUGGGUCGUGUAUAGCCGCCGCCCAAAAGGCUUUUCACGGGUCAGGCUUCUAUUAUUGUCCUAGAGAGGACUCAGGAGUAGCCUAUAAUAGCGCCCAGUAUGAAUGAGACUUCAAUCCCGUUUAAGGUUAUCCGCC
Molecule: messenger RNA, 1602 nt
Organism: Paraphaeosphaeria sporulosa
Lineage: Eukaryota; Fungi; Ascomycota; Dothideomycetes; Pleosporales; Didymosphaeriaceae
Product: mitochondrial matrix Mmp37
Exons: 1
Coding region: 17-1375 (452 amino acids)
Biological process (GO): CDP-diacylglycerol biosynthetic process; cardiolipin biosynthetic process
Cellular component (GO): mitochondrion
Molecular function (GO): phosphatidate cytidylyltransferase activity
Source: RefSeq, a predicted model, not a curated record